UCUUGGUUCUGAAACAGAGAAACCAAAGAACCUAAAAAAAAACACAUCUUUUGUGAAAAAAUUUCGAAUUUUUACUUGCCAUUUUUGGUAAACCAAAAACACAUCAAGAAACAGAACAUAAACAGAGUAUUUUUACUUACUUGUUCACCACUACAAAAAUAAAAAUGGCUGCUUCUUCAGAUCUUUAUAUCUUUGAUGGUUCAUCUUCAUCUUCCUCUUCAAUAUUCCGAAACUCAAGUCCAGAAAUGUUUUCUUCAGACACAACAACAACAACUACAGAUCUGUUCUGUAAUAGCGAACUCUACUCUGUUGACGAAUCUCUCAGCAUUUUUGACCAUUUCACCCCACAAAACAUCCUCUCUUCAUCUCCUCCAAGUGAUCUUCUCGGAACUUUAACUCUCUCUCAGCAAAUUCCCACCGGAAUGUAUCCAAGCUUCUCAGAUUUCCAAAUCUCCGAUGCCGUCAAAACAGAGAACUUCUUCGAUCAGACGUCGUCAAUGGCACGAAGCUACAGUGCAAUAGAGAAUGCAGGGAGAUAUAUGCAGAGAAGCUUUAGCAGCAACUCGGUCGAUGGGAAACCAAAUCAGCUUCCGUUUAAUAUUCCGGUAAUGGAUUCUUCAAAUCUUCAUUACAAUACCUUAAGCUCGCCGGAAAAUCCCUUCUUUUCCGGUCAGAUGCGACGAGUCUACAGCACAGGAGAUUUACAGGUCUCUAACAAUUUCGAAAUGCAGAGAUCGUCGGAGAACUCNCUUUGA
This is a messenger RNA of Camelina sativa (false flax), 755 nucleotides long. The record is from RefSeq and is a predicted model, not a curated record. NCBI's taxonomy places the organism in Eukaryota, Viridiplantae, Streptophyta, Magnoliopsida, Brassicales, Brassicaceae.